Molecule: messenger RNA, 4997 nt
Organism: Anastrepha ludens (Mexican fruit fly)
Lineage: Eukaryota; Metazoa; Arthropoda; Insecta; Diptera; Tephritidae
Gene: Vsx1
Product: muscle segmentation homeobox
Exons: 4
Coding region: 491-2767 (758 amino acids)
Biological process (GO): regulation of transcription by RNA polymerase II
Cellular component (GO): nucleus
Molecular function (GO): sequence-specific double-stranded DNA binding; DNA-binding transcription factor activity, RNA polymerase II-specific
Source: RefSeq, a predicted model, not a curated record
UCGAAAUCGUGUUAUGCUGUGUGGCGUUGAGGCAACCAACAGCCGUCGCUGUCGCAGUUGGAAAAAGACACCAACCACAACGCACGUGUGACGCGCACCAAGUGAGACGAUACCGUACAAAUUAUCAAAGGCAGCAACAAAAACAGUGCCAAUUCAAUUUUUUGUUGUUUUGUGUGGCUGCUACCUCUAAACACAAGUGGAUUAGUAAUUGUAGAAGAAGAAGAAGAAGAUGUAGUAAAAGACGUGUUGCAAGUAGUAGAGAGUUUUUUGGAAUAAGUGACUGUUGAUGAAAAUACCACGGCGAGCAUAAUUUAAAAGUACUCCUAAAAACUAUGUCAAACCAUUUUGCAUAAAAACUUUGAUUCCAAAACUCACCUAAGAACACUCAAACUAACAAAUAAAUACAAAUAAAGCAAAAACAAAAAACAACAACCAGUGCAAAAAAAAAAGAAACAAAAAUCACGCGCGCAACAAAUUUGCCGUCGGCAAAAUGCAAGCAACGAAAAUGCGCACCCCCUUCGCCAUUCAGGAGAUACUCGGCUUGGGUGUCGGCUCGGCAGCUGCGGCCGCUGCAGCCAAUUACCAGCAGGCGCAACAACUCAGUCAGCAGCAGCAACAACAACAACUACAACAGCAACAGCUAACGCCGCUGCCUUUACAACAAAACCAACAGCAACAGCAACCGCUUCAAUUGCAACAACAAUCGCCUACUUCACAAUCGCAGCAGCAGCAGCGCCAUAACAGCACCACCUCAACUUGUUCAACGCCUCCCCCCGCCGCUACACCAACCGCAACCGAUUGCAAUAACGCACCGCUCUCACCCGCCUCCUCGCACGGACGUCCAACACGCGAUUCGCGUUCCAUUUCGCCCGAUGUGACGCGUCUCUCGGCGGCAGCGGCAGCUGCGGCCGCCACAGCACAUUGCCAGUUGCCUAUCUUCAAUCCGGCAAACUUUUACGCUGCAGCCGGCUAUGCGGAUCAUGCGGGGCAAUUGAAUGCGGCACAUCAUCAUCAUAUGACGACGCUGGCAGCGGCGGCGUACUUGCGUGGCUUUUUGCCGCCGGGCUUCAGCACGCCACACGAAUUUCGCGGACACUUUCAACAGCAUUUUGGCAGCCAAUUUGCGGAACAAGCCGCACGUGGCGCCCAAGACUACAGUAAUAGCCUAAACAACAACAACAACGAUGAUAUACAUUCGCCCAGCAAAGCGAAUUCGAGUAAUGGCUCGAACGGCAGCAGCAGCACCUCACACAUGUCCACAACGAAUGGCAGCCUAACUAGCAACAACAACAACAGCACCGCAUCCUCAAAUGGUGGCGUUACGAGUAAUGGCAACAGCAGCACCAGCAAUAACAACACCUCACCUUCGGUACGGCCUACACUUUCACCCGCUGAACAUGCCGCCGCCGCUUUAGCUCAUCAUGCUGCUGCAGCUGCGGCAGCACACCAUGCGCACUCACAUCAUCACCAACAUGGCCACCAUCCGCAUGCACAUGCACACGCCCAUCAUGGCCAUCAUCAUCCGCAUCAUGCACACCACCAUCCACAUGCGCAUCACCCGCACGCCCAUCAUCCGCAUGCGGGCGCUACCCAUGAGGCAUUCCUGAACGGUGCUGCUGCGGCGGCGGCGGCGGCUGCUGCCAUCGGAAGUGGCAUGGCCGGUGCCGGAAGUGUUGUGGGCGCACCUAAUGGCCUGCUCGGACACGGUGGCGAUCCUAGUGCGCUGCUGGGCGGUGCUGGUGGCGCUGGCGGUUUGAGCAGUAAAAAGAAGAAUAAACGGCGGCACGGGCGCACUAUAUUUACGAGCAAUCAAUUGGAGGAGUUGGAGAAGGCCUUCAAGGAGGCGCACUAUCCAGAUGUGAGCGCACGUGAAUUGCUUUCGAUGAAGACCGGCUUGGCUGAGGAUCGCAUACAGGUUUGGUUCCAGAACCGUCGCGCUAAAUGGCGAAAAACGGAAAAAUGUUGGGGCCACAGCACCAAAAUGGCUGAAUAUGGCCUCUACGGCGCCAUGGUACGACACUCACUGCCACUACCCGAAACCAUACUCAAAUCGGCCAAAGAUGACGAAUCGGUAGCGCCAUGGCUGCUGGGCAUGCAUAAGAAAUCACUCGAAGCCGCCGAUAUACUGAAAUCGGAUGAGAGUGAUCGUGAAACGCCCACCUCAGACGACACCAACACCUCCUACUCGGCCGGCAGCACACACAAUUCACCGAUCUCUUCAUUCUCCAUAUCGCGUUUGCUCUUCGAUGCCCCCUCCAAACACAAACGGCAUCACGAUGUGGUGGGGAGCAGUGUUGUUGGCGGUGGCGGUAUUGAUCUAGCCAAUGGCGCUAUGAGUGGUUUGGCAGAACAGGCGCAUGCACAAGCACAUGCGCACGUCAUGCAACAUCACCCCUACAAUCAGCAACAACAUUUGCAACACGUACAACAUCUACAACAGUUACAUCAGCAACAAUUAGCCGAACAGCAUGCGGAGGCGCAACGUCGUCAACAAGCGCAUCAACAUCAACAACAAUUGCUCGCGGCGGAGGCGGAAAUGCAACGCAGACGGCAGGAAGCACACGACCAGCGCGAGCGAGAACGUGAAGUCGAAGCUGAUGAAGAGCCGAUGUGCGAUGAUGACGAAGAUGAUUGUGAUAGAGAAGAGAUCGAUAUCUGUGACGAUGUAGAUGACGAUAAAGAUAUGAAAAUGUUGCUGAGCGCUGAGAGUGCGGCGAAACGGAUUAAGCAAGAGAAUAGUGCAUCGAUGGCGUUGGAGAGUAGAUGAAAUUUGUGUAUAGAUGUGUUGUUGUAAAUGAGGAAUAGGAGAGGGGUGUAAAGAAAUUAACUCGUAGUUGAAUAGGAGUAGUGAAGAGAAGCUAAAGGGAAACACACUAAUGCACACUCACGCAUACUUGCGUAUGUACUUAUGUAUGUGUGUAUGUAUGUAUGAAAUGUUGAAGACCAUUAAACGAAAGAAAUACUUUCGCUUUUCAAUGGCUUUUUGAGAACUUCUGCAAAACCGUUAUACAUAGAAAUGGCUUUAUGAAAGAAUCACACUCACUUUAUAGCCCAUAAAUAUACAACAACAAAAAACACAAAGCCGACUUUAAAAGCACUUCCAAGGUUUUUUUUAUAUACGCACCAUGCAAAUAAUUGGCCGAAGAUAAUAAGUCGACUAAAUGUGGAUUAUUACUAUGGCUUUAUAUUUUUAUUAUUUUUUACAAUACUUUAACAAUUUUCAAAAAAUUUUAAACUAAAAUGCAGCAAAUAUUUAGUAAAAAAAAUUGAUUAAAAUAUUUUCACCAUAUUAGAAAAAUACUUGAUUCAAAUCCAGUUACUUCAACUAGCGAAGAUAUCACUAAGCUUCAGGGAAAUUUGUAUAUAAAAUUUCAAAUAAUAAGAGCUCAGAAACAAAGAAAACAAUUUAAAGAAAUUUAUAACGAUCAAAUACUUAAAAAUUAACGCCCAUAUCGGUCAUUUACUUCAAUAGGGGUUUAACCCAAAAAUGUAUCCUGCGUAAAAAAUUCGUGGCAAUAUCUAUUACGAGUAUUUUGUUAAAUAAAAAUAUGUGUUUUCUUUUACUUAGGGAGACAUAGUAAAUUGAGAACUUUUAAACUGUUUCUCUCAACCCAAAAUUUGUUUUUUUUUGGAUUAUGACACUAUUGAAAUAAAUGAACGAUAUAUAGAUGAGAUAAUAGCUCUGUUACAUGGUGAAAAAAAUUCAGACCGUUAACCGGCUCUCAGCAAAUUUGAAAGAUUCACCUGAUUGGCUGACGUAACCGGAGUCAUAACAGCGGUUAGUUCACGAAAAAACUGAGAUUGUGUUGGUGAUAUACGAAAAAGUUAACACAGUCAACUCUCCUGUUGCUCCGUUGCCGUCUAAACAACGACUGAUUGGACGAGUGUGUGAAUACGUGUGAAAUGAGCGUGCAGAAUUCCGCUGCUGAGUCCCCUAUGACGAAGUUACUCACUCGAUUAAGCUUUUCACCAUGACUGAAGGCCAAAUCUGGUGAUCUAUCACCCUUGAUAAGUACAACUUUUCCUUUCAAGCAAAUAGGAUCAUUUUCGUUCAACUUUAAAUGCUCUGACAAGCAACACUUUGAGGGAAGAGCGAAUUUUCAAUUAUUUCCUUGACGACGGCAUCUCGAGCAUGCGUAGGCAUCUUGCAGUCUAGUCACACCCGUCAGUUUAAGUGAGUGUGAGCAAAUUAAAAAGCAAAAGUUGAACGUGUAAUCUCACAGUAGUCGACUAUACGAAUAUCGUUUAGAAAAAUAUCCAAUGAUGCAGAUCACUUUGAGAUGCAUUCUAUGAGCUCUACGAGACAGAAGUUUUGAAAUUAAAAAUUUAAACACAAAAUUUAAUUGCAUUCUCUCACAAAAAAAUCACAAUUAUUUUUUCUUGUAAUACAUGGAAGUGUAGACAAUUGUACACCGCUCACAACGAAGCUUUUUUCACAUAAAAGAAAUCUCACAAUUAAGUAAUUAAAUUUAUUAGAAAAAAUCAACACUAAUUGCAACGACAUGAUCAAUACAAAAAUACGAAUAUACAAGUGUACUCUUAAGCGAUUGCUGUAACUGUAAAUAUUGGCAAGAGAUUAUCAAGCAAGCAGCGAUAAAAAGCAUUUGAAACAUAAAUUGGACUUAAAAUCAAAAUUAUUUGAUUUGAAAGCAAAGCUGCUAAACUACAUUUUGUUUCAAAACCGCAUAGAAUUUUUUUUAAAUUUGUUUCAAUCAGACCGCAAAAGCGCACGAUUUCUUCUUGGACGCACUAGAUUUGGACGAUAAUUUUAAGUAACCUAAAAUAAAACUGUAUAAAAACUAUAUAGAUUUUUAGUCAUAAGCAGUGUUCAUUGUGAUUUAAUUUAGUAGAUUUUUAUUUAAUUAUUUUUGCUUACGCAGUGUUUGAAAAAUUGUAAAAUAUCUGAUUUUAAAUUAAAAAUUUUAAGAAAAACUUAUAAGUCCAAAAGUGUUCUUUGUUUAUUAAUUUGUUGGAAGAAAAGAGUAUAUAAAAUAAAG